AUGUCUCUCAUCGACUCCAACGAAGCUCCGCAAUCAGCUGACGUAGUCAAUAUGGAUCCAGAGGGCACAACAAAGCGCACCACAAACAAUGUUUGCGAAACAUGUGACCGAUCAUUUUCAAGGCACGAGCAUCUCGUUCGACAUGGAAGAACCCAUACGAGCGAGAGGCCGUUCUCUUGUCCCCAUUGCGAAGUGACCUUUCCUCGCUCAGAUAUCAAGGCGAAACACAUGAAAAGAUUUCAUUCCGUUCAAGCAUCAGGAGAGUCGGAGCCUUCGGCGAAAAGGUUGAAAUCCCUUCGGCUUGAAAGAUCCAAAAUCGCUUGUGACGAGUGCCGAAAGCGAAAGCUCAAAUGCGACGACCGGCUUCCCUGCCAAUCGUGUGUCACGAAGAAACUGCCUUGCACCAUCUCCGCGAACAGCAAGAGACCUGGUAGACCCAGAACUCUGGCGGCACCUUCUUCCCUUGUUGACAAUGUCCUGUUGGACAGCAUGUUUGACGCGAUGGGGACUUCGGGACCUUCGCAGUCAUGGAAUCAUGUUGAAUCGAGAGCCAGCGACAGCAUCCCGGUAUCGACAACUGCAAACGAUGACAUAUCCAAUUUGCAGAAUCGCCCAGCCCCUUUUGUCUCGCAAGCGGCUGCAAUAACGAAUAGUGAGCAACAGCCAGGUCAUGGAUCAACAAAUCCGGAUAAUGCCACCCUCGCCACCAUCCAAGACCCAUUGCUGACCGAUAGCAAUUUUUUGUUCGAAGGAAACAUGUAUGUUGACCAUGAUUUGGGCGACAUCAUGGAGUCGAACUGGCCGCUCCCGCCAUUGGGUGUGGAAAAUUGGUUGGACGACCUGGACAAUGUUACCUUCGACGACGGAAUAUGGCUCCAAGCUCUUCCGGCUCUUGGGAUUGACAAAGUCUCUCACAUGGAUGAUGCUAUCACCAUAAUGAGGGACCACUUCCAGCAGCGCUCGGGAAGAUCAAGUCCCAACAGACAAUCAUGGUAUUCGGCACCACCACGCUUGCAGAUAUACGACAAAGAUGUAUUGAACAUUUUACUCAACCUUGCGCAAAGAAAUUUGUCGAGCACUUUCAAAGUUUUCUCAAACUUCGAAUAUAAUGGCGACACGAAUUACGAAUUAUGUCUCGCAAUGGCUGCCGUUGGGGGGCUAUUUUCCACAACGGAUGGAAGCACGGCUGUGGCAAAAUCGUUAUAUAAUGACGCCAGGAGAAAACAUUUCGAAAAGUUGUUUCGAAAAGAGCCUUCUUCUUCGUUUGAAUCCUCCCUCACCUCCGUCAAAACAGCUCUUCUUCUCGAGAUAUAUGGACUAUGUAGUGGAGACAAGAGAAGCUGCGAGUUUGUAGAAGUCUUUCACUACAACAUGUUAGAAGCGAUGGCGUUGGCAUCACGCCUGCUGUCAAGAGCUCCGCAAUCGGAGGUGCACAAUCGUCUUGAGCUAUCCUUAGUUUCUGAGGCAUUGGAGGUCCUCGAGAGCUACCGUGUGCUCCUUUUACUACUUCCACCAUGCUUUCCUGAGAUUUUUGAGCCGAGUACAGCACCAGGCUACGACUCGUGCCGGGGCCCGAGCUCCUCAUCAACUAGUUUAGCUGCGUUGAUGACUCCCAACGCGCAGGUCGAUCCAUCUUGCGCUAAUCUGCAAAAUCUUGCGUCAGUCAGCAAGUACUUUUGGAUGUCCAGCCCGCGAGGACAUGAGUAUGCACGAAAACAGCGAUUAUGGAGCCCUGAGUUUGUCGAACUUUCUUUGGAGCGGUGGAUGAAUUCGGAUAGAAAAUACGUGACCGAUCCGCAGACUUUGGACAUCUCCCAGGCUCUUCUCUACCAUUUGGGCUGCAUAAACAGCUAUAUGAAUCUUGGAAUGAUACUUCGCUACUCCCACGAGUUCACCAAGCGGUCGAAAAUUGCACGUGACAGUAACUUUGUUGACGCUAUCCAUCAUUGUAUUGCCGGGCCAGAUUUCAAAGUCGCUCGUUGGCAUGCUGAGAUUAUGCUCCAACUCAUCAAAAAGGCCAUGUCGAUACCUUAUCAUCUCAAUCAAUUGACCAAGGAAAGACAGCGUAUGGUCGAACCCCCUCAUCUUCCGUACUGUAUAUACUUUGCGACCUUGAUACUUUGGUGUGAGGAAGCUGAAGCUUCUGGCGGUCACUCAAGCAAAGAAAGCUGUAUUGAAAAUGGUAUACAGCUAUUGGGCUCACUCAAGGUCCGUGUAUCUAGAGUAUUGGGAGGUGCUCUGUACGAAGUUUUAUCAGAAGGGCAACGAUCAUCAGGUUGA
This is a messenger RNA of Venustampulla echinocandica, 2280 nucleotides long. RefSeq lists its product as uncharacterized. The record is from RefSeq and is a predicted model, not a curated record. The transcript is spliced from 4 exons. Gene Ontology annotation, molecular function: DNA binding; DNA-binding transcription factor activity, RNA polymerase II-specific; zinc ion binding. Bases 1 to 2280 code for a protein of 759 amino acids. NCBI's taxonomy places the organism in Eukaryota, Fungi, Ascomycota, Leotiomycetes, Helotiales, Pleuroascaceae. Gene Ontology annotation, biological process: regulation of DNA-templated transcription; DNA-templated transcription.